Messenger RNA from Pseudophryne corroboree (corroboree frog), 2786 nucleotides. RefSeq names its product ribosomal protein S6 kinase A5 (gene RPS6KA5). Gene Ontology annotation, biological process: regulation of DNA-templated transcription; peptidyl-serine phosphorylation; intracellular signal transduction. The record is from RefSeq and is a predicted model, not a curated record. Bases 254 to 2602 code for a protein of 782 amino acids. Lineage: Eukaryota; Metazoa; Chordata; Amphibia; Anura; Myobatrachidae. Gene Ontology annotation, molecular function: protein serine/threonine kinase activity; ATP binding; magnesium ion binding. The transcript is spliced from 17 exons.
UCCUGUUGCUCCGCCCUUUCUGUCUGUCAGUCGCGGGGGGCGGGCAAGGGAAUGUGUUUGGGUCAAGUCGGACUCCGCCCACUCCGCCGUGUGUCUACCAAUGAGAGGGCGGGGAACCGUGUACUGAGGUUAGGUAGUACUGACUGGCAAGGGGUGGGUUGCACCGUGCGGUACUAGUGCGCUCCGGGAGGGGGCAGCGCGUUGUCCCGGUUACCCGUCUCUGUGUGAACGCGGGGCUCCUGUCUGACGGGACAUGGAGGGGCCCUCCCGGGAAGGUGACCUGCUUACUGUGACACACGAGCUCCGGAGCGCCAAUUUGACUGGACAUGCAGAGAAGGUUGGGAUUGAGAAUUUCGAGCUGCUGAAGGUGCUGGGCACAGGCGCAUACGGCAAAGUGUUCCUGGUGCGGAAAAUCAGCGGCCAUGACGCCGGGAAGCUUUAUGCAAUGAAAGUCCUGAAGAAGGCCACUAUAGUGCAGAAGGCCAAGACGGCGGAGCACACGCGGACGGAGCGCCAGGUGUUGGAACAUAUAAGACAAUCGCCGUUCCUUGUGACGCUCCAUUAUGCUUUCCAGACAGACACAAAGCUUCAUCUCAUACUGGAUUACAUUAAUGGCGGUGAGCUCUUUACCCAUUUAUCCCAGAGAGAGAACUUCACCGAGAACGAAGUGAAGAUAUACAUUGGAGAGAUUGUACUUGCCCUGGACCACCUGCACAAGCUGGGGAUCAUCUAUCGGGACAUAAAGCUGGAGAACAUCCUCCUGGAUUCCAGCGGCCACGUGGUACUAACAGAUUUUGGGCUCAGCAAGGAGUUUCUGUCUGAUGAGAAUGAGAGAGCGUAUUCCUUCUGCGGGACCAUAGAAUACAUGGCGCCAGAGAUUGUGAAAGGAGGGGAUUCUGGCCACGAUAAGGCCGUAGAUUGGUGGAGUCUGGGGGUCUUGAUGUACGAGCUGCUGACAGGAGGAUCUCCCUUCACUGUGGACGGAGAAAAGAACUCUCAAGCGGAAAUCUCUAAGAGAAUAUUAAGAAGUGACCCCCCGUAUCCCGCAGAGAUGAGCGAGCUGGUAAAAGAUCUUAUUCGAGGUUUAUUGAAGAAGAAUCCUAAUAAGCGGUUAGGUUGCGGCUCUGAUGGCUCCGAUGAAAUAAAGAAACACCCGUUUUUCCAGAACAUCAAUUGGGAUGAUUUGGCAGCAAAGAAAGUACCCGCCCCAUUUCAGCCAAUCAUUAAGGACGAGCUAGACGUGGGGAAUUUUGCAGAGGAGUUUACAGAGAUGGAUCCGACCUACUCCCCCGCAGCUCUUCCCAUGAACGCUGACCGCAUAUUUCAGGGCUAUUCCUUUGUUGCUCCGUCUAUCUUGUUCAAGCGUAACGCUGCAAUCUCAGAUCCCAUCCAGUACCACCUGGGAACAGAGCGGCCGGGAGUCACCAACAUAGCGAGGAGCGCCAUGAUGAAGGACUCCUCCUUUUACCAGCACUACGAGCUCGAUCUGAAAGACAAGCCCCUGGGCGAGGGCAGCUUCUCCAUCUGCCGGAAAUGCCUGCACAAGAAAACCCAGCAGGAGUAUGCUGUGAAAAUAAUCAGCAAACGAAUGGAAAGCAAUACACAGAGAGAGAUGGCAGCGAUGAGGCUGUGCGAGAGCCACCCCAACAUUGUGAAGCUGCUGGAUGUCCACCAUGACCAGCUUCACACCUUCCUGGUGAUGGAAUUACUGAGAGGAGGAGAACUGUUUGAGCGCAUCAAGAAGAAGAAGUCGUUCAGCGAGGCGGAAGCCAGCCGCAUCAUGCGCAAACUGGUCUCCGCAGUCAGCCACAUGCACGACGUCGGGGUUGUGCACCGGGACCUGAAGCCAGAGAAUUUUCUCUUCACAGAUGAAAGUGACAAUUCUGAAAUAAAAAUUAUAGAUUUUGGAUUUGCGCGGUUAAAACCACCGGAUAACCAACCCCUGAAAACGCCCUGCUUCACCCUGCAUUACGCUGCGCCGGAACUCCUGAAUGACAGUGGCUACGAUGAGUCAUGUGACCUUUGGAGUCUGGGGGUCAUUUUAUAUACAAUGCUCUCGGGGCAGGUGCCUUUCCAGUGUCAGGAGAAAGCGCUGAUGUACGCCAGUGCCGAGGAAAUCAUGAAGAAAAUAAAGCAAGGCGACUUCUCUUUCGAUGGAGAAAGUUGGAGAAAUGUGUCUCAAGAGGCAAAAGAUUUGAUACAAGGGCUUCUUACUGUGGAUCCAAAUAAAAGAAUUAAGAUGUCUACAUUGAGGUAUAAUGAAUGGCUUCAGGAUGGCAGCCAGCUGUCUUCCAACCCCCUCAUGACCCCGGAUGUCUUGGGUUCAGCCGGAGCGUCAGUACACACACACGUGAAAGCCACAUUUCAUGCCUUCAACAAGUUCAAGCGGGAAGGGUUCCUCCUCCAGAACGUGGACAAAGCCCCAUUAGCGAAGCGCAGGAAGAUGAAGAAGACCAGCACGAGUACGGAGACGCGGAGCAGUUCCAGCGAGAGCUCCCAGUCCUCCCACUCGCACGGGAAAGCCUCGCCCUCGAAGACUCUGCAGCCGGCCAGCCACGGUGACAGCAAUAACCCCAGCACCGUCUUCCAGUUCACGGACUAAAGCCACCCAGAGACCAGCGUUCUACAGAAGGUAGCGAGGCGGCUUCCGGAGCUCGGCGGAACACAGCGCUCGUAGGCUGAAAGCAAUUAGCCAUCCUUUUAUUCAGUCCUGUAAUAUGAACCCUUUGGUGCUGCAGGGUGUUGGGGUGUUAUUUGGCAUAGAGGUGCUGUCAUUUGCCCCCUUU